Peromyscus californicus insignis is the source of this 955-nucleotide messenger RNA. RefSeq names its product FKBP prolyl isomerase 1B (gene Fkbp1b). Gene Ontology annotation, molecular function: peptidyl-prolyl cis-trans isomerase activity. NCBI's taxonomy places the organism in Eukaryota, Metazoa, Chordata, Mammalia, Rodentia, Cricetidae. Gene Ontology annotation, biological process: regulation of cardiac muscle contraction by regulation of the release of sequestered calcium ion. The record is from RefSeq and is a predicted model, not a curated record. Bases 143 to 469 code for a protein of 108 amino acids. Gene Ontology annotation, cellular component: sarcoplasmic reticulum membrane. The transcript is spliced from 4 exons.
GGUCCUGACUCCAGCCGCACCUCCUCCGGCUCUGCAGUGGCGGCGAGAAGGCGAGCCGGAGCGCCGGCGGGGUCAGGCCUGAGCAGAGCCGGGGUCGGGGCAGCCGCGAGGACCCCCUGGAGGCGGGGCCUGUGGGACCGCGAUGGGCGUGGAGAUCGAGACCAUCUCCCCGGGAGACGGAAGGACGUUCCCCAAGAAGGGUCAGAUAUGCGUGGUGCACUACACAGGAAUGCUCCAGAAUGGCAAGAAAUUCGAUUCAUCCAGAGACAGAAACAAACCUUUCAAGUUCAGAAUUGGCAAGCAGGAAGUCAUCAAAGGUUUUGAAGAAGGUGCUGCCCAGAUGAGCUUGGGGCAGAGGGCGAAGCUGACCUGCACCCCUGAUGUGGCAUACGGAGCUACUGGCCACCCUGGAGUCAUCCCUCCCAAUGCCACCCUCAUCUUUGACGUGGAGCUGCUCAACUUAGAGUGAAGGCAGGAAGGAACUCGAGGUGGCUGGAGAUGGCUCCCGCUCUCUGUCCUAGCCUGCUCUGCCACUGGGACGGCUCCUCCUAUGUAGGGCUCUUGAUCAGUGUGCUGAUGUCACUGCCCCUCGACAUUAUCCGUUCUUCCCGCCCGCCCUGCUCUGUAUGCGUCCGCCAUUUAAUUGUUCCCAUACAUCUUUGCUUGAGGAAAUUUAGCGACAGAUCCAGACAUUUCAGGUUGUUUAUUUUGUGAUGCAUGUAGUAGCCAUUCCCGAUCCGAGGACACGGACCUUGUUUGCACAAUCUAUUAUUGCCUUACCUGCACUUAAGCCAGACAUCCAAGGUGCUCAGACAUGCGCUGUACGUGGUUUCAUGGAGGGACUUGAGCCAGUUACCUUUGCUGUCACUUUCUCCUGUUGGCUGCUCACUUUAAGCAGCUCCCUCUUUGGAAAUACUGUGUAAAAUAAAGGCUCCAUGCUUGGCAUCUUCCUGGC